Molecule: messenger RNA, 1478 nt
Organism: Trichomonas vaginalis G3
Lineage: Eukaryota; Parabasalia; Trichomonadida; Trichomonadidae
Product: organellar and viral DNA polymerase type B
Exons: 1
Source: RefSeq, a predicted model, not a curated record
AUGUAUAAGAAGUUGUCAAACAAGCUUCAACAUUCUGAAAUAAAACAGCUUCUAAAUGAAGCCCAGGAUGUAGCAAAGCAUUACGCAACAAACAAGAAAACAUUAGCGGAUUUCAUAAAAGACUACAAUGGUACAAUUAAUUUCAAAAGAAUUCGGGAAUACAUUCAUACAAAAACAUUUCCAAUGCAGAAUAUGGAAGUUGGUUUAUAUAAAACACAACAGGUUCCUCAUGAAGUUCGUAGAGAAAUGUAUGAAAUUACGAAUUCAAACAUUGGUGAAACAAGAACAAGAGAUGAAAACUUAAAACAACAAAGAAGAGAAAUGUUUAAAAGUGGAAUAGAACAAUUACGUAAAGCAAAUGACGUUAUACGUUCAAUAAACAACAAACCAAAUGAAGGAGAAAAAUGGUUAAAGAAAGAUGAAAUAAAUAAAAAGAAAAAUGUUAAAUCUGGAAAUAGAGUUAUUGAAUUUAAUAUUGAAGAAUUAGAUGAACAAAAUAGAGACUAUUUACAUAAACAUUUUGGUAAAUUUUUCAUGAAACUUUUAGAUAAAAUUAAAAUUAAUUCUUCGCAAAGAUGGAUGGUAUGUUAUUUACUUGGUGGAAAGUAUGAAUGUUCUACAUUAAACAUUAGAAACAUUGGUACAUUACUGCACCAACUUAAAUCAGAAAAUUUCAUACAAGCGAAGGAGGCGGAGACGGCAGGAAUUUUAGAAUUACAUUAUGACUUUUUCUUAACUCAUAUUCGAAAUCUAAGUGAAAUAAAAAUGUACGAUUUAACAGAAUAUGAAGGUUUAACAAUGAAUGACAUUAAAAAGGGAACUCCAAAAGCAAGAAAAGCAAGGGAUGAAAGCGAAUUGUCAGAAAGGCAACAAAAAAUUUUAAAUGCAAUAAAACAAACAGGAGAUGAAGAUGCAAUAGACAGUUUCUGGCAAGAACAUUACGGAAACAAAAAAUUAUAUAAGAAACGCAGUGGACAAUUUUGGAAAUAUAUUUGCACAUUACCAAUAAAUUUAGAAAGAUAUCAAAUAUUUAAUGAAUUAGAUAUAAGAACUGCCAAAUUAAUGACAGAAGACAAUUGUUUCGUUUAUGCUUGCAUAAAAGCAGGAGUUGAAGAAGAAAUUAUUGACCACAUGAGAGAAAUAAUUCGUACUAGAGAUUUUCCACAAAAUAAAUUACAGGAAAUUUCUGACGCAACAAAUUUAGAAUUUCAUAUAAAAGUUGGUUAUUUCACCGAAUCUAAAAAUAAUAAAACAAUAACACAUACGCCAGCAAAUGGUGAAAUAAAACAAACCAUUGAACUACUUUUAGUAGACGACCAUUACAUGUUAAAUGAAAGGUUACCAAUGACAACUUAUUUCAUUAAAAAUUAUAAAGAAAUUCUUAAAGUUUGUGGAGGAUGGAAUAUUGAAAAACAAAUGAAAAUAUACAAGAAAAGAGAAAAUAAAUUCGUUAUUGACAAUUCAAGAACAACUCCUUU